This is a messenger RNA of Aspergillus costaricaensis CBS 115574, 813 nucleotides long. RefSeq names its product putative extracellular SCP domain protein Pry1. Gene Ontology annotation, cellular component: extracellular region. Bases 1 to 813 code for a protein of 270 amino acids. NCBI's taxonomy places the organism in Eukaryota, Fungi, Ascomycota, Eurotiomycetes, Eurotiales, Aspergillaceae. The record is from RefSeq and is a predicted model, not a curated record. The transcript is spliced from 3 exons.
AUGCUCUAUCGUACAAUCUCAAGGAUACUCACCACUACAACUACCAUAAUCCUCCUAAGCGCCCUCCUCAUCACUCUCACCACAGCCCAACAACAACAACCACAACCAAAAGCAACAGUAAUAGUCACCAUCAUAACAACCGCAACCGCAACCGCAACAGCACCACAAACCACCACCACCACCCAAGAACCCCCCUCCUACACCUCCCCAGCUCUCUUCCAAUCCUCCAUACUAAAAGUCAGCAACACCUACCGCAAAGCCCACAACGCAAGCAACCUAAUCUGGAAUACGACAUUAACUCAAUACGCCCUGAACUGGGCACAGGAAUGUAAAUGGCAGCAUUCGAACGGCCCCUACGGCGAAAACCUCGCCUUCGGGUACCCCAACGUCUCGUCCGCUGUAGCCGCCUGGGGCGACGAAGUACAGAAAUACAAUUUCCAGGAGCCGACGGGGUUCACGGAGGAGACGGGACAUUUUACGCAGUUGGUGUGGAGGGAGACGAGGGAGGUGGGGUGUGCGGCUAUUGAUUGUGGAAGUGAAGCGGGAGGAGGUGGUGGAGGUGGGAUCAAUGGAACGGAGAGACCGCAGGGAUGGUAUGUCGUUUGUGAAUACUCGCCUAGGGGUAAUAUCAUUGGGGGGAAUAAGAAGUUGGGGGAUAAGGAGUUCUUUAAGAUUAAUGUGCAGCCGUCGAGUACAUAUUCCGGGCCGUAUAAUACGGGGUCCGCUGGAAAUGGGGCUCAGAGGGUUGAAUGUAUAAUGGGGUUAUGGUGGGUUGUGUUGGGGUGGGGGUUAGUGUUGUUGACUUUUGGAUAG